Messenger RNA from Dovyalis caffra, 229 nucleotides. NCBI's taxonomy places the organism in Eukaryota, Viridiplantae, Streptophyta, Magnoliopsida, Malpighiales, Salicaceae. The record is from the annotation of a GenBank genome assembly.
GUUGACGAAUCUCUACCGAAGAGGUAUGGUCCUAAGUGCUCACCACCAUAUACAAGAUGGAUGUACCAAUGGGACAUUACACUCCUUUAAGCCAUUCUCUUUCAACAAGACGGAUGUACCAAUGUGCCAUUGUGCCCAGAUGCAUGUGCAGAACUUUACAAAUGAAAAUACUGAAAAGUGCUACAAUUGGCCGAGAGUUUGCAAGGUGAAUUGCCUUGACGGCAGCUAA